This is a messenger RNA of Daphnia carinata, 1599 nucleotides long. Its product is annotated as spondin-1-like. Bases 226 to 1566 code for a protein of 446 amino acids. The transcript is spliced from 7 exons. Gene Ontology annotation, biological process: cell adhesion. Lineage: Eukaryota; Metazoa; Arthropoda; Branchiopoda; Diplostraca; Daphniidae. Gene Ontology annotation, cellular component: extracellular matrix. The record is from RefSeq and is a predicted model, not a curated record.
GAUUUUUCCGUUGUGUUUUAUGAAACGAAAAUCGUGCACUCACUUAUAGCAGUUGAAUCGGGAGUGUUGUGUUAAACUGACGAGAUCUUUGGUAGUCUUCGAAUUCAAAUCGAGCGUGCGUACUUGACGAAAAUUUGAUUUGAAAAUAAGGUACAUUUUUCGAUUUCCAUGUCGUUUGAAUCCAAGUGUGUAUGCAUUUACAUAGUGGCAACCUUUUAAGCUGAAAUGAUGAAUAAUCAGUACUGGUAUAAUGCGUUCGCUGUGGCAUUCAGUUUGGUUUUUGUAAUCCGGUCAACAACUGAGGCUCGCCCCGAAAACAGUUCUCUUAUGGAUAUGGAUGAGCAUAACACGAAAUCUUGCCAGCCCGAUCGCCUUACGGUUUACCGAGUAACGCUCAACACAUUUUGGAAUCACAAGAAUUUCCCAAAACAUUAUCCACAGUGGCGACCCCCCGCCCAAUGGUCCAAACUUGUAGGUCGUUCACACAACAAAUCGUACAUAUUGUACCGUCUGAAUCACAAGGCCACUAGAGGAUUAAAGUUGUUUGCCGAAGAUGGUCGGAGUGACUACUUGGAUACACAGUCUCAAGGGGAAGGAGGAAUCUACGACGAGUUCAAUGCACCGGCAAUAUUGUCUGGAGAAGGAAAAACAGAAACAGAGUUUUUUGUUGACGGCAACCAUUCAAGAGUAUCUUUGAUUUCUAAACUUGUUCCAUCACCCGAUUGGUUCAUUGGAAUUGACAGUUUAGAUCUUUGUGCUAACGGCAAAUGGCUGAACGGUAUCAGCAUUGAGGUUGAUGUAGUGGACGCUGGCACAGACAAUGGCUUUUCUUUCACUUCUCCAAACUGGGCAAGUGAACCUCAAGAAAACAUUCGUCAUUUGAGUAGUAACUUUCCAAAUCAUCCCGCAUCAGCUUUCUUCUACCCAGGGGUUCGUAAACUUCCAACAAUUGCUGUGUUUCAGUUUUUCAAGAUUAAAGAAUAUGAGCUGAGUAAAGUGUUCAACUACAAUGACGAAAAAAUUUCCCAAGAAACCAAAAAGAUGGAGCAGGUUUCCUCUGUUACUGAAGAUGGAAACACUUCAGAUUUUCAUGACAAUACGACGAAUCUAGCUGUUGCUGUAGUACGGGAUUCGGAAAAUCUUACACGUUAUUCGAUCGAAAAUGAUACAGCAAAGUCAGAAAAAGAGAAAAAUUUCUCCUCGAACAAUACCAAAGAGAUUUUUUGGACAUAUACUACAGAAGGAACCACGGAAAAAAAUGCUGAUGAACUUAACGGACUAGCGUCGUUACCACUUCAUGUUCCUGAUACAACAACUAAGUCCAAGGCGAAACCCGUCAAGGCAACUAAAGCCUUUCUUCGAAACCGUCUACCACGGGACUGUGACGUUGGAGUGUGGUCAGCGUGGUCCCCAUGCUCUAAAACUUGUGAUAUAGGGGUCUCUGAGAGAUACCGAAAAGUAAUAAACCAUGCUAGACGAGGAGGACGACCAUGCCCUUCCUUGGAAGAGAAAAAAUGGUGUGGAUCUGCUCGCUCAUGCAGUCGAAGCUAUUUUAACUGGUCAUAGAGACAAUAGAAGCAGAAUGUGCUGUCAAAAUGA